AUGGGUUUCCUUGACUAUUUUAAAGAGACUCUGUCCAACUGCAUCAACAGGGAUGCGGAGAAAUGGAUCGAAGAGAAUUAUCAAGACGUCUCAAUUGAUAAAAUCCUAAAAGUACAAUUUUCAAUUCGGCUAGCUGCGCUUGCUUAUUAUUCCAAUCAUUUUGCCUGCCUCGACAGUGUUUCUCUAGAAAAGAACAAAAAUGAUUUUUCCAAACUUUUGCCUGAAAAAAUGAUUGGGACUGAACUCGAUAAGUCAUCUAUGAUUUCACUGCUAAAGAGAUUCGAAAUUUUCGACUUCGAAGCUAUUCGAGACGACAGAACCGGUUCCGAUGCCAUCUUAAUCUUCGCAAAAGACAAGCCUGUCGAUAAUGUUGAGGGAAAAACCUAUGCCAUUGUCACCGUCUGCGGGACAUUCGAGCUGCAAGACGUCUGGCAAGACAUCAAGAUCUCCCAAGUUCAGUUUGAAGAAACAGAAGCUCGCGCACACAGCGGAUUUUAUGAAUGCUUCCAAGCUCUGAAGCCGGGAGUUGAAAGCUUUCUUGAUAAAACUGUCGCUGAAAAAACGGUCGACGAAAUUUUGAUUGUUGGGCAUUCACUUGGUGGCGCAGUCGCCUCUCUUCUCGGAGCAUCGCUAGCACCGAAGUAUGAAGGGGAAAAUUUCCGAGUAGUGAGUGUUGGUGCUCCGAAAAUCGGAAAUAAGGCUCUGCAAGACUUGUUCAAAGAAAGAGUGAAGAAGCAUGUGCGAGUCCGACUAACGAGCGAUCUUAUAGUGAGAAUGCCAAAUCUUCUGUAUUGGUUCAGGAAAGCCUUUUUUUGA
This is a messenger RNA of Oikopleura dioica, 816 nucleotides long. NCBI's taxonomy places the organism in Eukaryota, Metazoa, Chordata, Appendicularia, Copelata, Oikopleuridae. The record is from the annotation of a GenBank genome assembly.